Didymodactylos carnosus is the source of this 2058-nucleotide messenger RNA. The record is from the annotation of a GenBank genome assembly. Lineage: Eukaryota; Metazoa; Rotifera; Eurotatoria; Philodinida; Philodinidae.
CAAAUGAAGAAACUCACGAUUUUUGGAAGAGUUUUUUGGGUCUAAAAAACUAACAGGGUUUUUUAAAGAGUUUUUUAGACCCAAAAAGCUCUUCCAAGAAUCGUGAGUUUCUUCAUUUUGAACCGACCACGAACGCUUUUUAGUUUUUUGGCCUAAAAAACCCGUUAAAAACGACUUUCUUUUGGGUUUUUUGAUCAAUUUUUUAGUUCAGAAAAACUCUUUUAUUGUAGUUUAUUAAUCUACGACUUUUUUUUAGAGUGUAGGAUCCUAGCAUUUUAGGAACCUGCUAGGAAGUUAUUAGAUGGAUCCUAAAUGUUAGGGUCCUAUAAGAUCCUGGUAGGAAAUAGACAAGAAGUACGUAGGAUUUUGUCUAGGGUACGUUCUUUCAUGAAAAGUGGAGUAUCAAAAAGACAGUUUGAAAUGAAAAUAAAAACUGAAAAUGUUUAAUAAAAAAAAAGAUUUUGUUGAAUCAUGACAUCAUUUAUGUUGAAAAAAGAAUUUGGUAGCAGGUAGAAUCUUAGUACUGUAGAAAAGUCAAAAGAUCAACAGAUAAUGGGAUUAUCACAAUAUUUUUCUGAAACUAAGAAUUAUGCUUUGUAAUCUGAAGAUAAUAUGUUUUCGAGAAUGAAGUGAGAACAAAUCGAUAUAUCAUUUCUACUCUGUCUGUUAGACUUUCUCACAAAAUAUUUUAGCAUAAGCUAUCAUAAGCGUACAAAACAUGCAAAACACACACUUUACAUAUCUCUCAUUUUCUCACUACGAUGCAUAAAAUCUGAGAUAAGAAAAAUGCUAUAUUUAUCAUGUAAACGAUACUCUUGCUAUUUACCGAUCGAUUCUUUAGUAUUUACACAAUGAACUUUUUUUUACUGGUUAUAUACUCUGAUACCCGAGAACUCUCAAAAUUUAUACGUUUCAGAUUGAAAAGAAAUUUAUUGUAGACAAUAUCAUUUUCUUCACCUUCUUUUAAACUUCUGCUAGUUAGUAAGCGUCAUUCUUAUACAAAAGUCUCAUAAACUGAAGAUCCAGAUGAAUGCCCAAUAAAUUUUCUUCUGACAAUCGGAAAUAUCAACACUCUUCAAGCGAAAAAUAUAACAACAGUCGCGAUUAUCAGAUAAUUAUCAUGAUUUAAAAUGAAAAACUAUCAAAACAUAUUCAUUAUCGUCAAUUAUUAUAAAACAAAUAUAAAUUCAUUUUGCCAUGUUCAAAAUCUAUUGAAAAAAUAUAUAGACAAAACUUACCUUUAAUUAAACUGAGAAGUUGACUGUUCACUAAAUUUUUCAAAUUGUUGAGUUAUACGGGUUACUCCUAUUUUUAUUUAUAGAUAUAUAUGUCAUUUAGAAAGUCUAUAAAAAUUUAUAGCGUCGUACAUAUAAUGAUCAAAAUACGGAUAGUUGUCAUAAUUUGCUUUAGUUCCCUUCUCUCUUUUUUAUUUAGUGCUUGUAAAUCAGAAUUAUCAUUAUAAAAAAAAUUUUCUGGAUACUUUUGUCAAAUUGAUGACAACAACGACUUGAAAUAUAUGACCAACUAAUUUUUGAUGAAUGUUAUAUAAAAGGAAAAAAAAUAUCUAGUUUUAUCGAACAAUAACAAGAAAAAUAAUGGUUUAUUAUAAUAAACUAUACGUUUAUUCUAUACAUAUAGUUAUAAAGUUUAUAACAGAAGUUUUUUAUAGUUUAACUUUGUGUGAAUGUCUCGAUGUAUAGAUGAAUUGAUUAAUAAAUUUUACUUAUUCUUUUAGGAAAAACUCGUACAAGAGAUAAAUAUCGUGUAGUAUACAGUGAACAUCAACGUUUUGAGCUUGAAAAUGAAUUUAUUAUUGCAAAAUAUAUUACAAUUCCAAGAAAAACAACUUUGGCACAGGCCUUGAGUCUAAGUGAACGACAGAUCAAAAUUUGGUUUCAAAAUCGUCGUGCAAAAGAGCGCAAAGUAAAUAAAAAACGAUCCGAGAUAAGCAUUAAUGGUUGUAACAAUGAAAAUCAACAACAUUUACAUAAUUCAUCAAACGAUGAAUCACAAAAUGAUUCGUGUGAAAGUUUAAUUUAUCGGAAUGGUUAUUCUUGA